UGAAAUUAUUUUUGUUCCUAAGCUAAGCUGGUCAAGGAAGUAUUCUAUCUACUUGUAGUUAGCAUCCAGUUUGUAGUUGCAAUAGUUCGCUUUUGGUGUCCAACAUGGCCUUUUGGUUGAAAUGCCCUUGAUCGAUUGAAUUGAACGAAACAGUGACUCCUCUCUCCUUACGACGUAAAUGUCCAAAGAAUAGGUUGCGUUUAUUUGAGUAAGAUCACGCGUAGGAGGAAUAUUUGCAGGCGAGUGGACGUGCAGGUAUGGCUGAGGCAAGUGAAGAUGGAAAGAGAGUUCCCCGAGAUCCAAACUUCAUAGGUGAAGACGAAGAGGAGAUCGAUCAAAGCACGGGCAAGCCACGCUACCGCACCAAACCCGUGCCCGCUGUGGGCGUGCAGCCAGAUUUCGAUACCUUCGGACCCAAGGCACGUGUUCGCGUGGAGCUGGAUGAAGCCGACCCGGACGAGGCAGACCUGCCGCCUGCACGGGAUAACUUCUUCGAGCCGUGCAGCAAUCCAUCGACGGACGAGGAUGAUGGCGAGCAAGAACAGCCGGAGACCAAGUCAAAGCGUGCUGGCAAGGGCGGCAAAAAAGGCAGUAAAUCCAAAUCUGCCCUGACGAAGACAAUCAAGGAGAAAAUCCCAGUGUACGUGAACCCAGACGGCACGGCAAUGCUGAGUGAAGACUCGGCGCUGAACAUCGGCAAUCUGAGCGUAGCGCCAAUCAUUCAGUCGUUCAAUGAGCUGCAAGCUCAGACCAAGGACAAUGAGGAUAAGCCAGUGUUACGACACGACAUCAGAAUUCCCAACCGGCUGGCAGUCAAGAGCAUGAAGAUACUUGGCAUCGUGGACAUGGUGCGCGACAUCCACCCCGAUCUGAAAGAGAAGAAGUUUGAUCUCGCCCACCAGGCCUUCCACCUGGCAUGUGGCACACCGAAGGAAGUGCGCUGGUGCCUGAACGGCCUCAUCGAGGAGGCAGCCUACAGGGAAGGCUGGACGGUGGAGCAGACGGCGGAGCAUGUAGCUGACAGGUAUGUCACGCCGAAGCAGUUCUUCAAUAUCAUCAAGCCUGAAGAUUACGACUUCUAUGAGGUCGACUACGAACGGUUAGAGGUGGUCGCGCUGACCGAAAGUGGCGAGGCCAUCUUCUGCCACAACUUCACGGAUGUGUAUCGGUCAUACCUCAACCGGGCGCACCACGACGAUAUUCAGCAUCUUCUUGACCGACACAAGCGCCUACUGGAGGACCGGCACUGCGUCAACGACGUUUACACUCGCAUCUGCCGUACAGGCAACAUCCUGGCACGCGUCAACACACGGCUGCGGUACAAAACACUGGGCGACUCCACCAUGUUCCCCCUCAUUCUGCAGGACAUUGACAGCCUGCCGGAGAUGCAGAUGUCACUGGUGUGCGAAAAGAAUGCCGACUAUGUGCAUGUCAACACACCCAUGCCGGACUUCCUGGCUGGGCAUGGCGACAAGAUCUGGGAUAUUGCAUUUGAGAAUUUGCGUCGCCUGUACGUUCAGAAGACGUGGAUCAAGCGGAGAUGUAUACCGCGCGGUGACAACAAAGUUGCAAAGGACGGGGUAUGGCUUCACUUCCUGGAAGGCUACGACUGUGAAUGCCUGGCGUUCCUGGCCAGUACCAUGUUCAUGCCGGAACGCAUGAAGGAGGUGUCGCGCAUCAAGGUCAAGGGUGACGUGAUCAUGGGAAUAGUGCGCGACGAUGUCACCAUGCUGUGCGGCUCCGAGGAGCUCUGGUCCAUCGCGUACAUGGCUCACGUCGGUGUGGACUCACUGGGGCAUGAGGCUUACGUUGGCGUGACGCUGAGACUGCACAAGCAAAAAGACGGAACUUUGGGAUGGAUUCUCUACAAGCCGAGAACAGCCCGCGAGGCGGUCAUGCCGCAGAAUCGCGUAGAAGUGGACCUGUUCGUGGGACAGAUGCAGCAGAAGAUCCACCCGACCGGCUGUGCCAACUGUCACCGCUUGGUCAACAAGUUGAUGGUAUGUUCUCGCUGCCAUGACAACUUCUAUUGCUGUCGCGACUGUCAAAAGGCAAACUGGAAAGAGCACAAGCCGUUCUGUGUGAAGCGAGAGCAAUCCAAGGGAGCCAUCACUGCUGCUGAGAAGCAGACCAAGACACACAAGGCUCCUAAGCCUGGCAGGGGUAAAUCCAUUCAAGAGAACAGCGAGGAGUACGAGGAGCAUCUCAAGGACAACCUGCCCAAGAAGUACCACAAGUAUGUUAAAUCUCUCCUGGAUUGACCUUUCACCUUCACUGAUCCAGGGGCCUGGUACAAUCGUUAUCCAUCGUACACACUGAAGUGUCGCUGGAGCCGAGACCUCAGGUCGGCGGAGAUGCUCCAGUUUCACCACCACAGUUGCGUCUGCAGCCAUCUCUAUCGUGCAGUACUCUGUUCUCGAGGUUCGUGGUUUCUCGUAAAAAAAAGAAAGAAGAAAAAACAGGUGAUAUUGAAGAGGUCGUCUUGCUAUAGAUGCCAGACAAGCGUAAAAGAGCAGGAAUUCCUGCUGACGCUUGUGUGGAUGUACACGCACUGAGGCCUUGCUAGACUUGAUGGAGUGCACAUCGAUUGUCAGCUCAGCACCGUAGAGCGCUGCAUCGCCGGCAUCAGUCCUGCUCGUGCACGCUACUGUAUUUGAUUCCAUCAGCGGCUUUGUUCAAAAAUGAAACGUUCCUGCGUAAAUCUGAUAUUGUUGUUUUUUUUGUCAAUACUGGCUAUAAACUUUAAAUUCCUAACCUGUAAAUAAACUGAGGCCAAUCGACAAUAUCCUGACAAUUCUCUUUACUAAUCCGUCAGUUGACUUCACUUCUUCACAAUGUAUACACCACCGCAGGCAACCAAUCACUUGUCCCUGCUGUCUUUAUCCGUACACGGCUUGAGGGAUGAUAUUCGUAAUGCUAUCAUUGAUAAUUAUAGUUUUUUUUCCUCUAUUUUCCCGAAUAUGGCAGCAGCAGCACACCUAUUACUUGUAAUUUUUAGAAAGGUCCCGAGCACUGAGUGCAUUUCGAACAGUCUGGCUGAGAUCAGUUUCUCUGUCAUAGCUAUAAUAUUCUUGUUGGUUCGCUUAUCUUCCCACACAUGUACAUGAUUGUACAUGCCUCUGACGUUAUGAAGUUGUCAACACAGAUAGCAAUAGUUUGAAGGAUAGUUGUAGUACUUUGCUACUAAGAAGCACUGGAUAUUUCGUUAAGUAUGAGUUUUUGUUCUGUUUUAGAAUUUCCAUCUGAUUUUGAUAGUCGAGCGUCAGCCUUCAGCUAGCAGA
This is a messenger RNA of Sycon ciliatum, 3281 nucleotides long. RefSeq lists its product as uncharacterized. The record is from RefSeq and is a predicted model, not a curated record. The coding region runs from base 258 to 2261 and encodes 667 amino acids. NCBI's taxonomy places the organism in Eukaryota, Metazoa, Porifera, Calcarea, Leucosolenida, Sycettidae. The transcript is spliced from 9 exons.